UUGUACGGGACUUUAAGUACCUUUCAAGCCCAUGCAUGCGAUGGCGAAGACCUUCAUCUCACUUGUCCCAACAACACCAUCAUCAGUAUCAAUUUCGUACGUUACGGAAGACAAGAGAAAUCUGGACAUCUUUGUCCGGGUAUCAACACAGAAAAUGCUAAGACAUGCCACUUAGAUAGUGCCCCGAAGACAAUCGAAGCGAGAUGCCGGGGAGCUAUGGAGUGCCAUUUCCAGAUAUCACCUCAAAUAUUUUUCGAAGAUCCUUGUCCAGGCAUACGGAAGUAUGCUGAAGUAGCGUACAAAUGCAAACCAGAAAACUUUAGAAAUAAAGUAGUAUGUGAAGGUCAGCGAAUAUUUUUAAAGUGCCCUAUGCAGAGUAUAGUAAUUUAUUCAGCAACAUUCGGUACAUCCAAAGCCGAUAUUCUCGAAUGUCCUAGGAUAGACCCUAUCAAAGGUGAAGAUUGUCUUGUUAGUUACGCUACGGAGACCGUAAUGCGCCUUUGCUCUAGACGUGAAGAAUGCUCUAUAACAGCAGAUAUAGAUACUUUUGGAAAUCCUAACUGUGCAGGCAGGAAGUACUUGAAAGUAACCUACAGUUGCGUUGACUCGAAACUUUUGGUGGAGACGUCUGUCAGAGAGAAAUCUACAGAGGAAAUCAUCCACACGACCUCUUUUCCCGCAUGGGUGCGUGGUUUGGAUCACUCAGUACAGAACAAUCACCGCUUUCAAGGAUUUGAUGUUAAAACUCCUACGAAACCGCCCAACUCCUUUCAUUUGGAGAUGCAAAGUGACGAAGAGGACAACGACAGUACUAAACCUACGAAUCAGAAAUUUGUCAAUUUCCUGUCCGGAUGGGUGUCAGCUCACAAAUAUGUAGAGAAUAACAAGCAGAAAUUCAUUCUAUACCUUGCUGUGAGCCUGAGCGUUGGCGUCAUAGCUUUCCUGACUGUCCUCGGUGUUCGAUUGUUUGUCAUCCGAAGGCCGCGAAACAGCAGCAAACUAGAUAUUACGCCGGACACAGAGGAUCAAUUCUUCAGUGAUAGUGAUCUGGAACAGUUCGAUCCUCCUGAAGACCUGCCUCCAGCACCACCAGUGACGACUACACUGCGGCGUCAUGACAGUGAUGCACAGCCAAGAGCACCAGUUACUACUGGUCCCGAACUCAAUCAUUACUUCAGCUGAGAGCCAGAACUCUAUCAUUACUUCAGCUGAAAACGUUUUCAGAAACGAAAUGCCAAGAAGACAGAAUUUAAAAAUGGUGGAUGCAGUUUAGUACAGUGAUGAAACAAAUUGAUUACUGUUACCACAACAUGAAAAGUGCUAGUGACAAGUGUUACAGUAAUAUGAUAAGUGCAGUUCAUAAAGUAAUGCAGUAAAACAAACAUUUCUGCAGAGCAAACCUGUUUGUUGGCUUCUAAUAGCAUCAUGAUAAUUGAAAAUCCUUAUGUUGAGACUGCAGAGAUUAAAAAGCAAUUUUUAAAGCAUUGUCAUAAGUGCUUCUGAAAUGAUCAUUUUGUAAGCAUUUUAUGUAGAUAAAUAUCGCGUUUUUAUACUUUUUUUGUAAUUUAUGUGAUGUUUUAUUAAAUUUGUACAAAUAAUUUAAUUAA
Messenger RNA from Stegodyphus dumicola, 1607 nucleotides. Its product is annotated as protein eva-1 homolog C-like. The record is from RefSeq and is a predicted model, not a curated record. Gene Ontology annotation, molecular function: carbohydrate binding. NCBI's taxonomy places the organism in Eukaryota, Metazoa, Arthropoda, Arachnida, Araneae, Eresidae.